Messenger RNA from Daphnia pulex (common water flea), 3799 nucleotides. RefSeq names its product RNA polymerase-associated protein CTR9 homolog (gene Ctr9). NCBI's taxonomy places the organism in Eukaryota, Metazoa, Arthropoda, Branchiopoda, Diplostraca, Daphniidae. Gene Ontology annotation, biological process: regulation of DNA-templated transcription. Gene Ontology annotation, cellular component: Cdc73/Paf1 complex. The coding region runs from base 138 to 3725 and encodes 1195 amino acids. Gene Ontology annotation, molecular function: RNA polymerase II complex binding. The transcript has 15 exons. The record is from RefSeq and is a predicted model, not a curated record.
UUGAGUAGUAAAAGUUACUGUUUAUUACGUUUUCUGAAACCUCGUGAACGCCGAUCCGAAAGUUUAUUUUCAACAAUAUUCGGCCUAAGGUUCAUGUUGAUUUAAAUUUUUAUCGAAGAAAAUUUUUAAAGCUUAAAAUGGGUUCUGUCGAAAUCCCUCUUCGGGAUACCGACGAGGUCAUUGAGCUGUUCUUUGAUCAACUUCCUGAUGGAGAUGAAGUCAUCCAGAUUCUCAAGCAAGAACAUGCCCAAAUUCAUAUUUGGGUUACUCUGGCGGUGGAGUAUAACAACCAAAACAAGAUUGCAGAUUUUGUUAAGGUGUUAGAGGCAUCACGUACAGAGUCAAAUAUGAACUAUAAAGAUUCAGAGAAGGAUCAAAUGAAGGCUCUUGAUACUUUAGCUGCUCACUAUGUCCAACAAGCCAAUCGAGAAAAAAAUAAAGACAAAAAGCGUGAACUUUUCACUAAAGCAACACACCUCUACACAACUGCUGACAAAAUCAUCAUGUAUGAUCAGAACCAUCUGCUAGGUCGUGCCUAUCUCUGUUUGUUGGAGGGUGAUAAAAUGGAUCAAGCUGAUGCUCAGUUCAACUUUGUGUUGAACCAGUCUCCAGAUAACAUUCCUUCUCUUCUGGGAAAAGCCUGCAUCUCUUUCAACAAAAAAGAUUACAAAGCUGCAUUGGCCUACUAUAAAAAAGCUUUAAGAACUAAUGCAACCUGUCCAGCUGGUGUGCGAUUGGGUAUGGGUCACUGUUUCCUCAAACUGGGCAAUGCUGACAAAGCAAGGUUGGCGUUUGAAAGAGCUCUUGAUUUGGACCCAAAAUGUGUGGGAGCUUUGGUUGGAAUGGCUAUUCUGGAGUUGAACUUGCAAGAAUCAGAUUCAAUUCGCAACGGCGUUCAGCUCUUGUCACGUGCUUACGCAGUAGAUUCCAGUAAUCCUAUGGUUCUUAAUCAUCUUGCAAACCAUUUCUUCUUCAAAAAGGAUUACUCUAAAGUUCAGCAUUUGGCGCUCCAUGCUUUUCACAACACUGAAAAUGAGGCAAUGCGAGCUGAAUCGUGCUACCAAAUGGCUAGAGCUUUCCAUGUUCAAGGCGAUUACGAUCAAGCAUUUCAAUAUUAUUAUCAGGCUACUCAAUUUGCAUCCACAAAUUUCAUCUUGCCACACUUUGGUCUGGGCCAGAUGUAUAUUUACCGUGGAGAUACGGAAAACGCCGCGCAAUGUUUCGAGCGAGUGCUUAAAGCUCAGCCGGGUAAUUACGAAACAAUGAAAAUUCUUGGCUCAUUGUACGCAGCUUCUAGUAGUCAGUCGAAGAGGGAUAUUGCCAAGACUCAUCUCAAGAAGGUUACGGAGCAAUUUCCCGAUGACGUUGAAGCAUGGAUUGAGCUUGCACAGAUUUUAGAGCAAUCUGACUUGCAGGGAUCCCUGUCAGCUUAUUCCACUGCAAUGAAAAUUCUUAAAGAAAAAGUCCAGGCAGAUAUUCCUCCUGAGAUUCUUAACAAUGUCGGAGCUUUAUAUUAUAGAUUGGGAAACUUGGAGGAGUCAAGAAAAUAUUUUGAGCAGUCAAUUGAGCGUGCCAAAUCGGAUGCUGAGCAAGAGACUCCCGCGGAGAACUCUGAGCAGGAACCACAGGUGGAAAAUGCUAUUUGCGUUACGACAAACUAUAACUUGGGUCGAAUUUAUGAGGGGCUGUUCUUGUGUGACAAAGCAGAGAAAAACUAUAAGGAUACCCUUAAAGAACAUCCUAACUAUGUGGACUGUUAUCUGAGGCUUGGUUGCAUGGCACGAGACCGCGGUCAAAUUUAUGAAGCGUCAGAUUGGUUUAAGGAAGCCCUUCAGAUCAAUAACGAGCAUCCAGAUGCCUGGUCUCUUAUUGGCAACCUUCAUCUCGCUAAAAUGGAAUGGGGACCUGGCCAAAAGAAAUUCGAGCGCAUCCUUAAACAACCUGCUACUGCAACCGAUUCAUACUCAUUGAUUGCGCUUGGUAACGUCUGGCUCCAAACUCUGCACGUACCUACAAGAGACAAGGAAAAGGAAAAACGACAUCAAGACCGCGCACUUACACUGUACAAGACAGUUCUGAAGAACGACCAUCGUAAUAUUUGGGCUGCGAAUGGUAUCGGUUGUGUGCUAGCUCACAAAGGCUGUAUUCCUGAAGCACGUGAUAUCUUUGCAUCAGUUCGUGAAGCUACUGCCGAUUUUUCUGAUGUGUGGUUGAACAUCGCUCAUAUCUAUGUCGAGCAAAAGCAGUAUGUUUCGGCCAUUCAGAUGUACGAAAACUGCAUCCGCAAAUUUUUUCGACAUCCGCAUGUUGAAAUUCUUCAGUACUUGUCACGCGCACACUUUCGUGCCGGUAAACUCCGCGAAGCAAAACUAUCCCUACUUAAAGCCCAGCACGUCGCUCCACACGAUACGGUUCUCCUGUUUAACACGGCUCUCGUGCUGCAACGACUGGCAACCCAAAUUCUCAAGGAUGAGAAAUCGGAUCUGCAAACGGUGUUACAGGCUGUCAGUGAACUCCAGCUAUCGCACAAAUUCUUCCAGUGGCUUUCUGUCAAUGGCGAUCGCAUGCGCUAUGAUUUGGCUUUUGCUGCUGCUGAAGCGAGACAUUGUGGAGAUCUUCUCUCUCAGGCUCAAUAUCAUGUGGCACGCGCUCGCAGUCUUGCAGAGGAAGAGAAGCGCAUGAGGAAGAAACAGGAAGAAGAGAGAGAGGCGUUCCGUACGAAGCAGCGCGAGGAACAGCAUAGACUUGAAGAAAGUCGUAGACAAGAGCAAGAGAAGCUACUCAAGUUGCGCGAAGAGUUCAUUGAAAAAACGAAGAAAGCGACUCAAUUUAACGAGAUGCCAUCAGAAAAAGCCGAAAAGGGCAAGAAGAGUCGCAAGAAGAAGGAUGACGAAGAUGGAUUCGUUACGGACGGUAGUGAUCGCAUUCAAAGUGGCGAUGAGGGUGCUGGUCCGCCAUCAAAGAAACGUAAGGCAGAACGGAAACCGCGCCAGACUGAGACAAAGUCACGGAAGAAAGGAAAAAGCGGCGAAGAACGGGGACGAACGAAAGAGAAGAAAGGUCGAAGUGAAGGCAGAGGAGCCAAGAAGGGAAGUGGGAAAAAGUCAUCUAACGAUGUCGACGAUGGGCUUAGUUCAAAGCAGAAAAGCAAAGUUGUAUCUAAAGCCAUUAUUUCCUCCUCGGAUGAUGAUUCGUCGGAAGAAGGUGGUAAACUGCGCAUCGCUAGCGGUGGAGAGGAAAGUGGUGGUGAAGGAGCUGGAACUAGCCGACGAAGGAGAAUUGCUUCCGGAUCAGAAAAGAGCUUCAGCGGUCGGUCUGUCUCUCGUUCUCCAGCAAAAUCGCGAUCUCCGUCGGGGUCUCGAUCUGGUUCGGGUUCUCGUUCGGGAUCAGGAUCUCGUUCACGUUCACGUUCCUCUGGACGAUCGAAUUCAAGAUCUAAAUCGCGAUCCAAAUCCGGAUCCAAAUCGCGUUCGCGUUCAAAUUCCCGAUCGAAAUCUAGGUCCAAAUCCCGUUCCAAAUCACGAUCCAAAUCACGAUCCAAAUCCCGCUCUAAAUCCCGCUCUAAAUCCCGCUCUGUCAGUCGAUCAUCCCGUUCUUCGCGUUCUUCUCGGUCGUCACGUUCCAGGUCAAAAUCGAAAUCCGGUUCACGUUCGCGGUCAACAUCUCGCUCGAAAUCUGGAUCUCGUUCAAAAACACCAAAAUCUGGCUCUGAUGAUUCGGAUUGAAAACCUUUGUUCAUGUAACACUAAAACCUUGAGAAAUUCGACAAAUAAACCUCUCCCUUUCUUUCGCAGUUUAA